This is a messenger RNA of Acanthochromis polyacanthus (spiny chromis), 2124 nucleotides long. It is a transcript of the gene nsl1, whose product is annotated as NSL1 component of MIS12 kinetochore complex. Bases 22 to 795 code for a protein of 257 amino acids. Gene Ontology annotation, cellular component: kinetochore; MIS12/MIND type complex. The record is from RefSeq and is a predicted model, not a curated record. The transcript has 6 exons. NCBI's taxonomy places the organism in Eukaryota, Metazoa, Chordata, Actinopteri, Pomacentridae. Gene Ontology annotation, biological process: mitotic sister chromatid segregation.
UAAACAGAGUUGGCGGCAAAGAUGGAGUUGGCAGAGAGUGAAACCUUACCCAGCGAGGAAACAAAUCAGGAAUACAGAGUCCAUGUUACCUCGAAGAGAAAAGUAAAUGAGCAGGUAAAUAAAUAUAAAGAGGUUUUGAAGACAGCGCUGGACGGACAGACGGAGGUUACAGAGGAGACAAAACGACUUUUACUGCGGGAGCUGCUGGCGAGCUUUGAGGCGGCUGUUCAGGUCAAUGUGUUGGUGAAUGGACAGCUUUGGGAGGAGGCACCUGAUGUUGAAGAGGAUGAGGCUGUGGAUCUGGAAGGUCUCUUGGAUGAUACCAUCGUUGAGACCACCAGGAGGCGGCGUACAUACCCCAGGAAGAUCCUUCCCCAUGUGGUCCAUGCCCUCAAGGCUGAACGAAAAAUUAUGGGAUUAUAUGAGCCUGCAGUCAAACCUCAGGAGGUGGUCAAAGAUCCUGAUCAAGAGAGCAUCAUGAGCGAUUUGUCAGCAGCUGCUCCUGGGAUGGUAAAACAGGCUAUCCAGGUCAUAAAGUCGAUCAACACUCUGCAAAAGCAAGCUGAAGGCCUCUGUGAGAUCCUCAACAUGAAACCCAGUCAAGCCUCUCAAGAGGUCCACAGAGAGGUGUUGGGUUUUAACCCCCAAUCAGAUGCUCUCAUGCCUCCGGCAAAUGGAGCUACAAGACACAGGCAGUCAAUCAAGAGAGCCAUUGAGGAAGCGGCAACCACAGAGGGCUAUGUACCCCUGGCCAAGAAACCAGAUUGGAUUGUUGAAUGGGAGAAGCAGAAGUGAAGCGUCGUCUUACUGUUUCCACGGGACAGUAAAGCAACGUGAUGUAGGUGUGAUUUGUAAUGGACUGAGUUUUUCCUACACAGUAGUUUUUUGGCUCUAGCAUGGAAAAUGAUGAUAAAAUACAUCUGGUCUUCAUAUUUAUUCAUUUAAAACAGUGAAAAAGAAAGAGAAAAUUUCCAUUUUUCACAUUUUGGCAUGAAUAAACAGGCAACUGCCCACAUAUUCUCAUAACCAAAAGCAACUGCAGGAUCACUUUAUGGCCCAAAGCCACAAGAAGGCGCUGUUCUUCUGAAGCUUGUGCAGAAAGCCUCCGAUUGUGCUGCUGAAAAAAAUCCCCUCAAACCUGUUAAUGCUCAUUAGAGAAUAAAAAAAGUGACGUGGACAAAAAGCGGCAGAAACAUUCCUGAAUCAUAACAAGUGUUGACACAGAUUUUGUCGCUUGCUUUUCAAUUUUCCAUUAGUAACAGGUGUUAAUGUGAGCAUAAAUGAGUUUAAGCACACAUUUGCAGUACAUUUUAUUCUUUUCAUAUUUACUGAGCUUGAUGAGGACCUGACUUAUUUUAUAACUGGACAGAGGAGUUCUGAUUCUCCAAUACAUCAGGAAAUCACGAUGAUUAAACCCCUAAAAACUCAACUCUGUAUCAAGGUUGCAUAUUUCAAGGUUUCUUAGAUGUAACUACAGUAGCUUCUUUUUGAAUCUUCAAAUCUAUGACGUGUCUCUUUCCACCUACACCUCGGCUCGCUGCAGCUCAAGCACACCGGCUCCCAUACAACUCUGCUCAAACACUGUCAAAGUGCUUUACACGACACAAUGGUAUGUUGUAGUAUUGGAGUAAUGCAGCCAUGCAAGCUGGAUGUUUUUUUUCUGAAGAAUAAUAAUGCAGAAAAUCCAACCCUACAGGAUGGGUUUGUUUAGUUUGUGUGAAUGACCUUGACUGUUGACUGUCAACUGUAUAAAUACAACCAUUUACCAUUUACCAUUUCAACUACUCUAAUCUUGUGUGGUUUAGAAGAAAUCCAAAAGCAGAAUCUUAAUUUUAAAUUAAAGAUUUUGUACAUUUUGGCACCGAAACCACCCUGAAAUUUUAGGCAACAUUAAGUAGUUUUGAGGAGUUAAGUAAUUCAGAUUGUAUUUUAAAAAAGAGACCACAGACUUGAAUUCAUGUUGUAUUAGAAAUAUACUUCUUUUGUAUAAGAUCUGUCUGUACUUUCUCUGUUUGAAAUGAAAUUCUUUCCUUUUUUUGUAGAUGCUAUAUUCAACUGUUUGUGGUUACUCCAAGUUUAAUGUAAAUACAUAUACAGCUCAUUUAAACUUUUCUUUACAAUCUA